Molecule: messenger RNA, 882 nt
Organism: Hyaloperonospora brassicae
Lineage: Eukaryota; Oomycota; Peronosporomycetes; Peronosporales; Peronosporaceae
Source: the annotation of a GenBank genome assembly
AUGCUGCUCCUCUUUGACGCGCAGCAGCCGGCGUCUUCCUGCAUGAACAACUCCUCGACGAGCGAUGAAGAUGUCGACAGGAGCGAAGACUGGGUGCACCAAGUGGCCUCAGGCGAUCUCGAGAAAUCCGACCACGCAGUCGUGCCGACGCCACUGCUGCAGCUCGCGGCAAGCAGACACCAACUGGCUAAUAUCAUGAACACGGACACGCUUGCAGUUGCAGCGGCAGCGCUUGUGGGGCGGGCGACGGCGGCCAGCAAGAGCUCCCUUGCUUUCAUCUUGGAUGGCAGUGCGGACGAGGACCAGACCCAGCUGACGGCUGGCACAAGUUUCGCUGAUCUCAUGGUUGGCUCAAGUGUUUUCGCGACGGAAAACAGGGCUGCAAGCGUGCCAGCUACUGCUGCUGCUGUUGUUGCUACUACUACUACUACUACUGCAGAAAAGAAAGCUGCCGUGAAAAAGUCGCGCAUUUGCAAGUUUCAGGAUUGUACGCGCUACGUGGUAAACCGCGGGCUGUGUAUUGGUCACGGCGGCGGUAAACGAUGUGCUGUUGUGGGGUGCACGAGUAGUGCUAAAAAUUUGGGUGUAUGUUGGAAACAUGGCGGCUCCACCAAGUGCACAGCGGACGGAUGCGAGAACCGUGCCAAGUCUCGCGGAGUUUGCUGGUCCCACGGCGGAGGCCGGAGAUGCAGCGACGGAAACUGCACCAAGACCGCAGUGUCGAACGGCCUUUGCUGGGCUCACGGAGGAGGUAAGCGAUGCGUCGUGGAAGGCUGCCGCAAACCUGCGUACGAGCGCAACGGCAACAUGUGCUCGUUGCACCAAGUUCCGAACGCUGGUGCUUUGCCGACACUCGACAGUCCCGAUCGAUUUACAGGCUAG